Molecule: messenger RNA, 1877 nt
Organism: Habropoda laboriosa
Lineage: Eukaryota; Metazoa; Arthropoda; Insecta; Hymenoptera; Apidae
Gene: Etf-QO
Product: electron transfer flavoprotein-ubiquinone oxidoreductase, mitochondrial
Exons: 9
Coding region: 1-1854 (617 amino acids)
Biological process (GO): electron transport chain
Cellular component (GO): mitochondrial inner membrane
Molecular function (GO): iron-sulfur cluster binding; electron-transferring-flavoprotein dehydrogenase activity
Source: RefSeq, a predicted model, not a curated record
AUGGACCUACAAACAAAGAACUUCCAUUGUAAUGAUAAUGCAAUGCAUGCGUCCGGUACGUCGAAGCUACAGAGGUUCAAAUGGAUUUUUCAAAGAGCCUAUUCACAAGAAACAUUUUCAAAAAUUACAACUCAUUAUACUGUUGUACCAAGAGAAACAGAUCCAAGGUGGAAAGAUGUAAAUAUGGAAAGAUAUGCAGAUGAAACUGAUAUUUUAAUUGUGGGAGGUGGUCCAGCUGGAUUGUCUGCUGCAAUUCAAGCACGUAAAUUAGCAGAAAAACAUGGAAAAGAACUUAAAGUUACAGUAAUUGAAAAGGCUUCUACUAUUGGUGGUCAUAUUCUUAGUGGGGCUUGUUUAGAUCCAAUUGCUUUAAAUGAAUUAUUUCCAAAUUGGAAAGAAUUAGGUGCACCAUUGAAUACUCCUGUCAAUAAAGACAAAUUUGCAUUUCUUACUGAAAAAGGCAGAAUACCAAUACCUAUUUUGAAAGGAAUGCCAAUGUACAAUCAUGGGAACUACAUAGUUAGAUUAGGACAUGUUGUCAGUUGGCUUGGGGAACAAGCUGAAGCUGCAGGAGUAGAAUUAUAUCCUGGAUAUGCUGCAGCAGAAGUGCUUUAUCAUGAAGAUGGAUCUAUUAAAGGAGUAGCUACAAAUGAUGUUGGUAUUGCUAAAGAUGGUUCACCAAAAGAUACUUUUGAGCGUGGAAUGGAACUGCAUGCAAAAUGUACCAUUUUUGCAGAAGGUUGUCAUGGUCACCUUACAAAACAGGUUUCAAAGAAACUGAAUCUUAGAAAAGAUUGUGAACCUCAGACUUAUGGUAUAGGAUUAAAAGAGGUUUGGGAAAUUGAUUCAAAGAAGCAUAGACCUGGUACUGUUGAACAUACUGUUGGUUGGCCAUUAACAAAAGAUACUUAUGGUGGUUCCUUUUUGUAUCACCUUAAUGAAGAUACACCUCUUAUUGCUAUUGGCUUUGUUGUUGGUUUAGAUUACUCUAAUCCUUAUUUACAUCCAUUUAAGGAAUUUCAGAAAUUUAAGCAACACUCAAGCAUUAAACCAAUACUUGAAAGAGGAAAGAGAAUUGCAUAUGGUGCAAGGGCUUUAGUAGAAGGAGGCUUUCAAUCUAUUCCUAAACUUCAGUUUCCUGGUGGUUGUCUUGUUGGUUGUACAGCAGGAUUCCUUAAUGUACCUAAAGUUAAAGGAACACAUAAUGCCAUGAAAAGUGGAAUGCUUGCAGCUGAAAGUAUAAUUGAGGCUAUAAUCGAUGCAGAAAGCAAUCCAUCAUCAACAAAAGGUUUAGAACCAAAAACAUAUACUGAAAAAAUAAGAAAUAGUUGGAUCUAUAAGGAAUUAAAAGCUGUGAGAAAUAUAAGGCCUAGUUUUCAUACGAGUUUGGGGAUAUAUGGUGGCUUAUUAUAUUCUGGAUUUUCAAUGUUAACUGGUGGAAGAGAACCAUGGACCUUAUCUCAUGGAGGUCCAGAUUAUAAGAGAUUGAAACCAGCAUCUGAAUGUACAGCAAUUGAAUAUCCAAAACCAGAUAAUGAAAUAUCUUUUGAUUUACUAUCUUCAGUGGCUCUUACUGGUACAAAUCAUGAAGCCGAUCAACCUCCUCAUCUUACUUUGGGUGAUGAUACUGUACCAGUAAAUAGAAAUUUAGCUAUGUUUGCUGGACCAGAGGGUCGAUUUUGUCCUGCUGGUGUAUACGAAUUUGUACCACUAGAGUCUGGAGAGGGUAAUAGACUGCAAAUCAAUGCUCAAAAUUGUAUUCAUUGUAAGACCUGUGAUAUCAAGGAUCCAAGUCAGAACAUCAACUGGGUUGUACCAGAAGGUUCAGGUGGUCCAGCAUAUAAUGGAAUGUAAAUGGAUUUUUGGAUAAUGAAUAC